UGACGUCCGUCGUACGGCAUGGGAUGCAUCUGACAGUAAGCCGGCAUGUGAUUGGCCAUUAGCCGGUCUGUUGUGCCUCGCGUUCGGCUCUCCGCAGCUCAACCACAAUAUUUGAAGCCCGCCAAAGACAUACGCAGUAACCGACCCCGAUCACUGCAAAAUCAUCGCCAAUUAGACAAUACUCAAGCACCUCACAAACCACAAUGUCCGGAAAACAUCCCAAGCAUCCCGCGACGGUCCACUUCCCGCUGACCUUUACCUUCCUGACGGGAGUUCUCGAUGCCAUCUACCUAGCCUCGGUGACACCGGCGACCUCCGGUACUGUCGCAACCGUGUUCAAGACCCUCGACAUUGCCAUUCCGACAUCUCUUCUGCCCACGCUCUCCUACUAUUCCACCAUCCUCACGCUCCUCACCGCGAUCCCGGCAGUCAUCUCCGGCGCCCUCGAGCUCCAGCCCGUCAUCGCGCGUGAUGGUUUUAGCUCCAAGAAGGCCCAGGCUGGAGUCUCGCAUGCUCUUGUCAACGACAUUGCAUUGUUUGGUGCGGCAUACAACUGGUGGGUGAGGAGGAGUACGACGGGCUUCGUGCCUGAUACGACCAACGUUGCCAUCAGUGCAGCCCUCGCGCUGCCCGCGAGCUUUUUCGCGGCAUACUUAGGCGGACAGCUCGUCUAUCAGUAUGGCAUGGGUGUUGGACGCGGCAGCAGCGCUGCGAGGAAGGCGCAGUAGCGGGCGAAGACAUGGGCUGACAAUUGAGACGGUACGGGAAAAGCACUAUAACAUAACAUGCUAUUUGAACGUUGAUUUUAGAUCCCGCUCACAAUGCGGAUCACAGGAGCUGAAAGGACUCAGUCUCUACAGGCCUUAUGUUCUGUCUAGCAAAGAUAUCAGAAUAUAUGAUCAGCUGCGUGCUUUACAGGG
Paraphaeosphaeria sporulosa is the source of this 920-nucleotide messenger RNA. RefSeq lists its product as uncharacterized. The record is from RefSeq and is a predicted model, not a curated record. The coding region runs from base 204 to 728 and encodes 174 amino acids. The transcript is spliced from 2 exons. NCBI's taxonomy places the organism in Eukaryota, Fungi, Ascomycota, Dothideomycetes, Pleosporales, Didymosphaeriaceae.